AUGCGACCUAAGCUCGCACCUUGGUUGUGCUGUUUUGCUCCACGCAUCAGCGCAAUUAUUCAUUACUACAUAAUCUCUCUGGCUCUCUGGACUACAGGUUUAGGCUAUGCUGCAGAUCUCACUUCUCGGGCCCCUGAAAUCCAUAGUAACUUGACCAUCAAUGACGGUGACUCACAUUUCCCCUUCCCAUUGGGGUCUUACAAUGGUCUAGUGAUUGAAGACGAUGUGGACGACGCUGGAGAUCUACGAGGUCUAGAUAUUGUCAGCAGGGCCCCUACUGGGGUCUUAUCCCUAGGCAAUAAUCAAUACCAAAAGGGCGAAGUUAAAUUAGGUGAAACCCAGUGGUGGUACUUCUCAAAGAAUUCUGUAAAUGGCAAAAAUACCAAUAAGAUAUCCGAGGAACCAAAUAGCGACAAAUCGAAGCAUUUGGAAACGGUCUUCAUAUCUCUAACAGCAUGCUCGAAGCCUAGCUCCAAUAAAGCCGAUUCUAACAGUGCUCGGAACCUACCACAUCUAGAGGUCUACGUCUCUACAUCUGAAUCGGUUCAAAAGCCUGGUCCUGGGCAAGAGAGGUCGAAUCAAACUAAAUACAUGGUCGAAGAGGGAUAUAUGGGCACCACCGCGGAAGUAGAAGGGGAUGUUUAUAUCGGCGUUGUUGCACAUAACAGCACAGAACAUUCUGGGUCCUACAGCUAUGAGCUUGCGGCAUCAGUUGAUGCUUUUUUCCACAGCCUCGCGGACGAUCCGGCUUUCCUGUACUUUGUGGAUUCGGACAUGCACAGUGCUCUCUUCACCACGGGCAACCUAACGGAGGCAGAACAGGGCUCUCAGAGCUACAGCAACUGGAUGGGCAUGGCGCCGUCGUACACAAUGUUUGCGAAUAACAUUAACGAUACAGCCAUCUCAGGUUUACACCAUUCCUCUUGUGCGCUCGAUCGAUUCGCUCAAAUAGGCAAAGGUGAUCAUAACAUCAAAGCAAGCAUGACAAGCAGAGGACCCGGCAAUAAACCCAAGGAACAGUUAUAUGUCACCGGGCUCAACCAAAGUUCGACAUAUGAAGGGAUUCUAGCGCUGAAUGGCAAUUCUACUGGUUCUAGAAACGGCGUUAUUGGCGGCGGUGGGAAAGUAUGGAAACCUAUCACCUUCUCUACCAAAGCAGAUCGUAAUUGUGCGCUCCUCUACAACCUGUCAUUUUGCAAUGAAGUGGCAUAUGCGGUGCCUUCGAACCCGACUUUUACCUUAGACAGCCUCCGUUCAAUCUACGAUGAUAAUGCCGCUGCACUCUAUAAGAACUUUUCUUACUCUUUGGAGCAGAUCCAAUGUAAUGCUACAAAUGAGACUCGAUUUUCUUUGGCGGUGGGAUGCGAUGACUGUGCCAGAGCAUACAAGCAGUGGUUAUGCGCCGUAACCAUCCCUCGGUGCGAGGACUUUUCAAGCACUGGCACAUUUCUCCAGGCCAGAAACGCUGGACAGGAGUUCAUCAACGGAACGUCGCUCAGUGACGACCACACACUGCGGUUGGAUCCCUCGACGAAUCGGUCCCGAAAUUUGCUGAUCGACAAAGAGAUCCGACCAGGACCCUACAAGGAGAUUCUUCCCUGCGAGGACACCUGUUACAAUCUCGUCAAGAGCUGUCCCGCUGCUCUGGACUUUAGCUGCCCGCAGGGCAGAUGGCUCUCUUCUACGUACGGAAAACGCGGCCCCGACGACCUUGUCACCUGCAGUUGGGUAGGCGCGGCGUACUUCAUGGGCGGUGGAGUUAGGAUAAUUCCUUUGCGGUCGGUUUUAUUUGUAGUUCUAACUGUUUGGCUUUCGUAUUGGGCAUUUGACGGUUAG
Aspergillus bombycis is the source of this 1836-nucleotide messenger RNA. Its product is annotated as MID1 family protein. The transcript is spliced from 2 exons. NCBI's taxonomy places the organism in Eukaryota, Fungi, Ascomycota, Eurotiomycetes, Eurotiales, Aspergillaceae. Bases 1 to 1836 code for a protein of 611 amino acids. The record is from RefSeq and is a predicted model, not a curated record. Gene Ontology annotation, molecular function: calcium channel activity. Gene Ontology annotation, biological process: calcium ion import across plasma membrane.